Messenger RNA from Sclerotinia borealis F-4128, 954 nucleotides. The record is from the annotation of a GenBank genome assembly. NCBI's taxonomy places the organism in Eukaryota, Fungi, Ascomycota, Leotiomycetes, Helotiales, Sclerotiniaceae.
AUGAUUGGCCGAAUCAACUUUGACAGAAUCAACUUCGAGCAACAACUUCAUUUAUACAAGGAAAAAUUCGAAAUGGCCAAAAUCAAAUUGGAAAAGGAUCUUGCAGACCACCACAUCACCAACGGUUUUAAUCAACCUUCCGGUGCUCUCAGUGAUUCCAGCGAUAGCACCACUCCAGUAUCUCAGACCAUGUCCUCACAAACCACCUUUGAUGCAGUCUCCACUGUCCCAAGCGAUAAGAAAAAUCAUAAGCUUGGCAUCCUCCUUAUUCUAGCUAUUCCAUUCAUUUGCAUAUUCAUCAACUAUAUGGUUUCCGAUCAACACGUCAACAACUCAGUUCCCUGUACCUCUACAGUCCUCACAACCACGACCCUACCGUCCACCGUCAUCGUGACCUCAACCUCAACCAUCUUCGUGACCGUCAAUACAGUCGUGACCUCAACCUCCACCUACACAUCCACCUCCACAUCCACCUCCCAUAAAAAGCACAACCACAAAGGUACCAAACAGUCUUCUACCUCAAGCUCUGUCCCCUGGCCCGGCUCCACCUUUCACAUUCGCGCUUCCUCGUCCGGAAAACUCCUAAGUCUGGACUCUGGAUAUGUCAUUUUAGCCCAACCAGGUGAUAAUCCUGGUCGCAGCAUCCAUUGGAAAUGCAUCGAAUACAAAGGAUGGCUCCAUUUUCAGAACGCCGUAUCAGGUUGUUAUCUCGGUUAUGAUUGGAACAACAACGUUGUUUGUUUUGCAACGAAACCUCAGGAAUGGGAGAGAUUCUCUGCAAGACUUAGACCGGAAGGGGGAUACUACUUGAUGGUGACGCAUUGGGAAAGGCUGUGGAAAUUGGGGAUUAGCGGAGGGUAUUUGGCGAAGAUUGGGGGAGGAGAGUUCGGAACGGUGCCUAAGACUGGAGAGAAGGAAGGGGAGGUGAUUGUUUGGGAGUUUGUUAAAGCUUAG